Durusdinium trenchii is the source of this 992-nucleotide messenger RNA. The record is from the annotation of a GenBank genome assembly. Lineage: Eukaryota; Dinophyceae; Suessiales; Symbiodiniaceae.
CGGACGUGGAUAUCACAAGAUUCCACAAAACGAGGAUGAUACGAUACCUGUAUCCACCUGAGCCUCCAAACACACCAACAACGACCCCAAAAACAUCGACCCAACCAUCACCCCUCGACCCACUCUGAACUCGCCUCGGCCACGCCUCGAGUGCGACGACCUCUCUCGCCAUCGCAGGACUCCUACCCACAAGCUCGCCCAUGCUGCUGAUGACCUGGGAGGUCACUGAGGGUGUGCUACGGCCGAAGGCCAACCCCCGCGUCGCUUUGGCGUUGGCCCAGGAGGAAUGCCAAAACGGCGGAUGGGUGCAGCUGUCCGAGCCCGGUCCACUGGGGCAAUGGGUCAUCAGUGGCAACUCCUUGCGCGCGAAGGGGAACCCUGGCUUUGUGCUGUGUGCUCGCCGAGACUUUCAGGGGAUUCAUCUUUGGUCCUUCGACGGUCUACCGGACCAGUACGGCCAGUGGAACUUGGAAGACGUGCCGGACGCGCGCAGCCGCGCGCGGACCUCGAGCGACUUCGCACGACCUCGAGCGCUGUCGAGUGGCCAUGGGCUGCUGCGGCCGGUGAUCUCAGAGCUGCAUUCAGCGGUGAUGUUCAGCGAUGAGGAGGAGACCCCAAAGGUUCUGGACAUCCGCAGCGAGCAGUUUGUUAAAGCAAUGCACAGCUUGGUCUUGGUGCUGGAGCGCUUGGGCUGGAGAGUGAGCAGCUGCUUGGAGACUGACAAUGAGAAGCUCACGCGACUCUAUGGGAAAGCUGGAAAACCCAGCUAUCGUGCCUGGCUGCUGUCAGAGACUCCAGUGCAUGAAGCCACGGGCUACCAGGAGUAUGCAGAUGACUCGGCGACCAUGGCAAACCUGUGGAUUGCUCGAAAUCUCAGCUUCUUUGCCGAGUUGUUCUUCUUGCUGGCGGAUGGUUUGGAGACCUCCGAUGGUGUGAACCUCGCCUAUGCUCGAAGCCUUCAGGAGCAUCAUUCCUUCCUGCAGCGUCAGGCC